Molecule: messenger RNA, 1324 nt
Organism: Benincasa hispida (wax gourd)
Lineage: Eukaryota; Viridiplantae; Streptophyta; Magnoliopsida; Cucurbitales; Cucurbitaceae
Gene: FBS4
Product: F-box family protein
Molecular function (GO): protein binding
Source: RefSeq, a predicted model, not a curated record
GGCACUUUCGUGAAAUUCAAAUAAAGAUGAAACCCUAGCCCCUCUUUCUCUUCUCGUCCCUAUUUUCCCUCCCUUCCCCUCUCUCUCUCUCUCUCUCGUUUCGUUCUGCGCAUUUCGAGGAAUUUUUCCUGAAGUCUCUCGAUUCCGAGGUUCUGUUGUUGGGUUGGUUUUAAUUAUUGAUGUUGAGGGUUUAUUGGAGUACUAGAAAAAGACGAUUUUGGUUGCUGUAAAUUGGGGACGUUAAGGAAGGGAUGGGGAAGGUUUUUACGAGUGAUAGGGAGCCGAAGAAAUUGAAGCGGAGAAGACGGUCGAAGGGGUCUGGUGGGAAGUAUUUGAAGCCGGGUGCUUUGGCGCAGCUGCGGUGCAGCAAGGGCUCGGUCGCUAAAUCUUGUACUGAUCUUGGAAGGAAAAGGGUGGCUGUGUUGGAUGCUGGGAAAACUAAGAGGAAUGUGGUGCUUGAGGAUAAGGUUUCUGAUAGAAGUCCUUUGAUGUUGUCACCCGUGAAAUUGGUGAUGCAUAUAAGCCAUAUUAGUACUCCAAGAACUCCUCGGGUUGAAGACUGUGAAUCAGAGUCACGGCUGGAAUCUCUACCUAUGGAUCUAUUGGUGAAAAUACUUUGCCAUUUACACCACGACCAACUGAGGGCUGUAUUCCAUGUCUCUCAACGGAUCAGAAAGGCUGUUUUGCUGGCUAGGCAAUUCCACUUCAAUUACACAACUCCAGAUCGGUCCAGGCAGGAGAUGUUGAGAACAACCACCCCUCGACCUACUGAACACUGGCCCUUUGUUAAUAAGGGAGAGGGCAAAGGGUUGUUAUUGCCAAGCCCUCACACUCCAAAAGCACCAAGACAUGGUCCUCGUCCCCCAUCUCGUCUCAAAGUUUCAGAGAUGAGGCAGGUUGCUGCUGUUCUCUUUCAAGAAUCAGCUUUUCCUCCAAGAUGCAUGGUUCCAUCUGUUCUAUCAAAACCUCUCUGCAAAUCCUUGGCCUCAAACCGGGUGUUGUUUUACGAGGAUGAGUUGUGCCAAGCAGUUGCUCAAAAUAAACUUCGUUGAUUGUAGUGGCUGGCAAUUUCUCGUUGUCUCUUGUUUGUGUAUAUAGGGGAUUUUUACCUUUUUGCCUGUAGCUGGUCCAGCCAAUAUAGGAAUUCUACAAAUUUUGUAGCCUGCGUUGAUGCAGAUUUAGGUAUCAUGGAAUGGAACUUCUUGUUCUGUUGGAGUGGGGGUUGAAAGUAUUCAGACUGUAGCUGUGGGAAUAAUCUAUUUCGAACUUGUUACUUGUAUAGUUCUAUAUAUAUAUAUAUAUUCUAAAGAGUGGUUUUAUGCUA